Molecule: messenger RNA, 1791 nt
Organism: Archocentrus centrarchus (flier cichlid)
Lineage: Eukaryota; Metazoa; Chordata; Actinopteri; Cichliformes; Cichlidae
Gene: ddo
Product: D-aspartate oxidase
Exons: 5
Coding region: 394-1410 (338 amino acids)
Biological process (GO): L-aspartate catabolic process; D-amino acid catabolic process
Cellular component (GO): cytoplasm
Molecular function (GO): FAD binding; D-aspartate oxidase activity
Source: RefSeq, a predicted model, not a curated record
UCGACCUGCUGCUGGGUUCUGAGAUUCGGACCGUCGGUCUACCUGAGCUAAUUAUUUACAAAAGUGGCAUUGAACAAUUUAUAGGACUACUACUUACUUGUAUAUUUAUUUAAAAUGCUAAACAGGUGGUCUAAUAAGAAAUUAUUUACGCAAAUGAAAAUCGGUAGGAUUUUGCCCUAUAAAAAUAACUGCUGCAUUGAAUGAAGAAUCUUUUUUCAGCACCUGCACGUCCUCGAGAAACUGCAGAGAAACACUGCAUGGUGCAGGAGUGUCCAUAGACACAUGCUGUGUCUAUGGCACUGUCUCAUAUUAAGAAAUCCUCUAGUGACAGCUUUCUGUGCGGAUCAAAGAGGAGACAGUUUUAUUAUAGUUUGAGACACAGAGUUGUCAAUAAUGAAAACUGUCAGGGUUGUGGUGGUGGGAGCUGGUGUGAUUGGAUUCUCCACUGCUGUGUGUAUCUCUGAGGCGCUUCCUUUCUGCUCUGUUACUUUGCUGGCUGACAAGUUCAGCCCGGACACGACCAGCGAUGGAGCUGCUGGGAUUUUGUUUGCAGCUCAAUUUCCAGAUAUUCCCUUGGAAAGACAAAAACGCUGGUUCAAGGACAGCUUUGAUCACCUAUUGGCCAUUGCUCAAUCUCAACAUGCACCCGACGCUGGAGUAAUGCUGAGCUCUGGUUUGCAGAUUUUUAAAGAUGUUCCAGCAGUUAAGAAACCUUUCUGGUCAGAGUUUGUGAUUGGCUUUCGACCCAUGACUGAUGAUGAACUGAAACGCUUUCCGGAUCACAAGUUUGGCCAGGCGUUCACCACCUUAAAAUGCGAAUGCUCCACCUAUCUGCCGUGGCUCGAGAAGAGGUUCAGAAAAGCAGGAGGGCGAGUGGAACAGAGGAAAAUCAACAGUCUCCAAGAAUUAAGUAACAGCUUUGAUAUCAUUGUCAACUGCUCCGGCCUGGGCUCCAAAACACUAGUGGGAGACACAGAAGUUUACCCAGUCAGAGGCCAGGUCCUCAAAGUGGAGGCCCCCUGGGUGCAGCACUUCAUUAGAGAUGGAGAUGGGAAGACGUACAUCUACCCCGGCAUAGCCAGCGUCACUAUAGGUGGGACGAGGCAGGAGGCUGACUGGCGGCUGCAGGUGGAUGACAGAGACACUAAAGGUAUCCUGGAGCGCUGCAGCAGGUUGGAGCCAUCACUCAGCAAAGCCAAAAUUCUUACUAAGUGGGUCGGCCUGAGGCCCAGCAGGAGGAACCCGAGAGUGGAGAGGGAGCUGGUGAAGUUGCAGGGCCGCCAGGUGCCUGUGGUUCACAAUUACGGCCACGGGGGCUGGGGAGUGACCCUCGCCUGGGGUACCGCCGUCGAUGUGCUGGAGCUGGUCAGACAGUGCCUUCAUGAAAUGUCUCCACAGGCUAAACUGUGAACAAAUUCUAAGUCCUGCUUUCAGUCACAGCCACUAACACACUAACCUUUAAUAAAAAGGACUCUGCUGCAAGGAGAUGCUAAACACAGAAAAGUUUUAGUAAAAUGCACUCAAGUAUGAAUUUGUAAUAGAUUUUACAUUUAAAUAGAGUAUAUUUAAGAAACCUGAUUUAUGGAAAUAUAAUUAUUUAAUUAACUUUUAAGAGUAGUAAAGUUUUAAUGUAGUCAUUGAGGUUAUCAGGGAAUGACAUAUACAUCUCAUUAAUCCUUUCAUGAAUGAAUUAUGAGAACCUUAGUCAAGAUUUUUUUUUUCUGAAUGUUUUUAUUUCUCUUUAGGCAAGAAAAAAAAAAAUGCAAUUAAAAUUUUGUUUAUGAACCUAUU